CUGCUUUCUAUUACAGUAACUUAACGUUAAACCUGCAUGUGUUAAACGAUUUUUAUAGUCUACGGGUUGCCGGUAUGUGAGCAUCGUAUAGCGUAGCAUGUACUGUAAUUACUUGGUAUCCAUUGCCGGUUAAUUUUGACAAUGUGCCCUUUUGAACCGCGCCGGGAUGCGGUGGAAGAUGCUUUCCGUAUGCAAAAAUAUUCCCGCAGGGACAGCCUCUUCAGUAAAGAUGAAGCUGUCAUCAUACGAAAGGCACAGGAAUUCGGUGUGUCCGUGGACGAACUGUGCCGACUGAUGCAGUUGCGGGGAAUCAGUGUGCGGCAACACAUUAACGAUCAGUAUGGGGAUUUAGAGGGACUGGCAAUGCAGAUGCUAACAUCACCCACCAAAGGUCUGGACGAAUCGCCACAUGACUUGGACAAACGGCAGCAGAAAUUUGGCAAAAAUGUUAUCCCAAUGAAAGAACCGAAAUCAUUCUUGCACUUGAUGCUGCAUACGCUAAAAGAGCCGACACUGAUUAUUCUGGAGGUGGCGGCGGUUGUGUCGUUGGCACUGGCUGUGUGGAACAUCGUCCGUCCGGAUGCGGAGAAAGAUGCGCAGUCGUACGAGUGGAUUGAAGGCGUGGCUAUUGUGGUGGGUGUGAUGGUCAUAGUGCUGGUCAGUGCCACUAACGAUUACGGGAAGGAGCAGCAGUUCCGUGUUUUACAAGCUAAGGUGCGGGAGGAGCACAAAGUCACCGUCAUUCGCAAAGGCCAGAUUAUUCUCAUUCCGGUACAAGAACUUCUGGUGGGGGAUAUCUGUCAAGUGAAAUACGGUGAUUUAAUUCCCGCUGAUGGUGUGGUCCUACAGGGUCAGGAAUUGAGACUAGAUGAAAGCUCUCAAACAGGCGAAUCCGAUCCUGUGAAAAAAGAUUCCGACACCGACUGUCAGGUUUUGUCAGGCACCCACGUGAUCGAAGGCUCCGGGCGUAUUCUGAUUUUAGCGGUCGGCGUGAAUUCUCAAAGCGGUUCCAUUUACAAACUGCUCGGCGCCGUUCAGGAGAAAUCUAAAUCCAAAAAGCAAGCCCCCAGCGGUAUUACCGUGCCAGAUAGCGAAUCCAAUUCGACCGACGGAAGCCUCGAUGGCACACCUGGUGAAUCCAGUAGCGCAAAAAAAUCGGUUGAUGAACAACGGAAACAGACCAAUCAUUCCGUCUUCCAGUCUAAACUAAACAUUCUGGCGUAUAAAAUUGGAAUUCUGGGUUUGGUAUUUUCUGCCGGCACCUCCAUUGUGAUAAUAAUCCGUUUCUGUGUGGAGAACUAUGCAGUGCAAAAAAACGGCUGGAAAACGCACGAUGCCACUACCAUUUUGGACAGUAUUAUUGUCGGUAUUACUAUUCUGGUGGCAGCCAUCCCAGAAGGUCUCCCGUUGGCCGUGACUUUAACGUUGGCAUUUUCAGCAAAAAAAAUGAUGCAGGAUAAUAAUCUCGUGCGACACUUGUACGCCUGUGAAACAAUGGGAUGCGCCACAACCAUCUGCUCCGAUAAAACCGGGACAUUGACUACAAACCGGAUGACGGUUACCGAGUCAUGGAUUGGAGGUCAAAUCCACCAUCCAAUACCCAGUCCGUCGUCUGUAAGUCAGAAGAUCCUGGAACUCAUCAGCAGUGCCGUCGCUAUCAACUCCAACUACACAUCCGAGGUUGUUGCCAACAAGGAAGGCGGACCACCGGAGCAGCGCGGUAACAAGACCGAGUGUGCUCUACUCAGUUUCGCUUCUUCGCUGGGAGUGGACUGUCACCAGAUAAGGCAAGCCCAUCCAGAAGCGUCCUUUCUCAAGGUAUUCACAUUCAACUCCACACGGAAGUCAAUGUCAACCGUUGUGGAAAUUCCCGGUGGCUGGCGCGUGUACGUCAAGGGCGCUGCUGAGAUAGUGCUUUCCAAAUGUAGCUUUAUUUUGACUCAAUCCGGAUCUCCAGUGCCUCUUUCACCCGAAACCUCUCAAAGCAUCGCCGACACCGUGAUCUCUCCCAUGGCCAGUAACGCCCUCCGCAGCAUCUGUAUAGCGUACAAGGAUUACCUUCUCGACAGUGCCCAAAAUAGUAUUCCUUCCAAUGCGCAGGCAUGCCGAUCUCGACCGGAUUUCAAUGACGAGAACGCCAUCGUCUCCGAUCUCACCUGCUUGUGCAUUGUGGGUAUCGAGGACCCAGUGCGACCUGAAGUGCCGCGGGCCAUUCGGCGCUGCCAACGCGCCGGGGUUACCGUGCGAAUGGUCAGCGGGGAUAAUGUGCAGACAGCGCGAUCUAUUGCUCUGAAGUGCGGAAUUAUUCGACCCGGCGAUGGGAGUCUGGUUUUGGAAGGGAAAGAGUUUAAUCAGAUGAUUCGUGAUUCUAACGGCCAGGUGGAUUCGGUGCGAUUCAAUAAUGUAUGGCCACAACUGCGCGUUUUAGCCCGCUCGACACCCGAAGACAAGUUUACGCUAGUGGAUGGAAUAAUAAACAGCAAAAUUUCCAAACACCGCGAAGUUGUGGCGGUCACGGGUGACGGGACCAAUGAUGCUCCUGCUCUGCGAAAAGCUGAUGUGGGCUUUGCAAUGGGGAUCGCUGGUACAGAUGUGGCCAAAGAAGCGUCGGACAUUAUCAUCACCGAUGACAACUUUAUCAGUAUUGUCAAAGCGUGCAUGUGGGGACGGAAUAUCUAUGACAACGUGGCGAAAUUCCUGCAGUUCCAGCUGACGGUUAAUGUUGCUGCCCUCAGUGUCGCCAUCGUAGCGGCUUGUGUUAUUGGGGAUACUCCCUUAAAAGCCGUUCCUAUGCUAUGGAUAAAUAUGAUCCAAGAUACGCUGGGGUCACUGGCGCUAGCCACAGAACCGCCUGGCGAGGCACUUUUACAACGGAAACCGUACGGCAGAAAAAAGCGUAUCAUAUCCAGGAUGAUGGCACGCAAUAUCCUCGGUCAAGGAUUGUACCAAGCCGGCGUUUUGCUUCUCAUUUUGUUCUAUGGGCCUCGUUACUUCGAGAUCUACGAAGACCGGGAAAUCGGUCACGUUGUUGGAGAGCCGAGCUUCAUCUACACGAUGAUCUUCAAUACCUUAGUCAUGAUGACGUCGUUCAACUUAAUUAACGCGCGUUGGAUCCAUAAUGAAGUCAACGUUUUUGCCGGGAUCCAUCGGAAUCUGUACUUUGUUAUAUUGUGGGCCGUGAUGGUGGCGACGCAGGCAAUCGUGGUACAGUUUGGCGGCUACGCAUUCGCUACACAACCACUGGAAGCCGAUGCCUGGAUGAUCUGUUUAUUCUUUGGAUUCGGCUCGCUGCUUUGUUAUCAGCUGCUGCGUUUUGUCCCGGUUCAAUGGAAGCAGACAAAGAACAGCCGAUUGUUUUGAGAUAUAAUAGACAAAAUUAAGUGACCUGCAAUUAAUGCGGCAGUUACGCAGUAUGAAAUAAUGCAAACCAUACCACCGAUAUGGUCUACAAGCUUUCCCAGAUUAACCUAAUUUCUUAACAGAAUUCAUGCAUUAAUAGUACUCGAACAGCCUAUAGUACGUCUUCAUCACAAAAUGUACUAGACACAUGCCCGCGCUUUUUUUGAAAAUUUAUUGCUUUUAGAGUAAACUGAUGCGUUUGCUAAAUAAAA
This is a messenger RNA of Paramacrobiotus metropolitanus, 3611 nucleotides long. RefSeq names its product plasma membrane calcium-transporting ATPase 2-like. Gene Ontology annotation, cellular component: membrane; intracellular membrane-bounded organelle. Lineage: Eukaryota; Metazoa; Tardigrada; Eutardigrada; Parachela; Macrobiotidae. The transcript has 16 exons. Gene Ontology annotation, biological process: calcium ion transmembrane transport; regulation of cytosolic calcium ion concentration. Gene Ontology annotation, molecular function: ATP hydrolysis activity; P-type calcium transporter activity; ATP binding. The record is from RefSeq and is a predicted model, not a curated record. Bases 142 to 3360 code for a protein of 1072 amino acids.